Molecule: messenger RNA, 771 nt
Organism: Dentiscutata erythropus
Lineage: Eukaryota; Fungi; Glomeromycota; Glomeromycetes; Diversisporales; Gigasporaceae
Source: the annotation of a GenBank genome assembly
AUGUAUCCCGUAGUUGAAAAAGAAUUAGUGAAAAAGUUAGUGAAAGCACUAGAUAUUCAAGGUGCAAAGUUCUCUGCUGGUUGGAUACAACAAGCACAAAAGCUUCCAGAAGAUAUGCCCAUAGUUGUUAGAGAAUUUCUUCAAACUUUGUAUGUUCGAGAAGUACCAAUUAAAACUAUGGGGAAUGAGAAAUUACGUUUUACAGUAGUUCUGGGCUAUACUGUAUCGAGAGAAAAACUUCCGCCUGCUGUAAUUUUUUUCAAAUUAAAAAAAAAACCAAAGGGCAAAUUUCCACGAGACGUGGUAGUAACCAUGGCACCUUGUGCAAAUAUGAUAGGUGAUUUGAUGAUCUCUACUUAUAUUCCACAAGUUAUUCGAGCCAGACCGAAUGGGUUCUUUAAAAGUAAAGAUGAAAGAAAAGGCAAAUUUACUAAAAAAAGAAACCUCAAAAGAGCAUCAUACGAAUUGGUAUAUGAAUGGGUAUUUGAAACGUGGAGAGAAAUCAGUAUAGAUAUUUUGAAUAGGUCUUUUGAAGCAUCCGGGCUUACACUUAACCCCGAUGGCAGUGAAGAUGACAAGAUGACAAGCCGCCUGCAAGCUAUUAUUGCAAACUGUUUAAAUGAGGUGUGUUUUUCUGAGGAAGAAGAUAAUGAAUCAUCAAAUCAGGAUGAUGUAAAUAAUAAAUCAAAUCCUGAUGAACUUGAUGAUGAACUUUACGAUGAAAGUGUAACAGAUGAUGACUCUGAAGAUAUGAUGGACAUUGAUAAUUGA